Taeniopygia guttata (zebra finch) is the source of this 5862-nucleotide messenger RNA. RefSeq names its product receptor associated protein of the synapse (gene RAPSN). Gene Ontology annotation, molecular function: protein-membrane adaptor activity; acetylcholine receptor binding. NCBI's taxonomy places the organism in Eukaryota, Metazoa, Chordata, Aves, Passeriformes, Estrildidae. The record is from RefSeq and is a predicted model, not a curated record. Gene Ontology annotation, cellular component: plasma membrane; neuromuscular junction. Gene Ontology annotation, biological process: positive regulation of neuromuscular synaptic transmission; synaptic transmission, cholinergic.
CAAUAUCACAAUAUCACCCUGGACUUUUACUUCUGUGUAAAAGUACUGUACUUUUACUUCUGAGCUACUUUGAGUGGAAAUGGAAAAGGUUUUCUGGUUGAUAUACAUCUAUUUUGGAUCGUUUGACAGUUAAGUCCCCUUCAGACACGGAAAAGCUGAGGAUCUUGGAUAAUGCAGAUAAUUGCAACACUUGGGAGUGAGGAGUAGGCAUAUCCAGCCUCACAGAACUGGUGCUGUGCAGCCACUUGCUUGUCCAUGCACUUGUGCUUCAGGGUGUUUCAAGGGCUCAAUAGCUUGGGCAGAGCAGCAGCCCUCAGCUCUGCAGGAGCAGCACCAGUGUGUGGUGCUGUGUUGGGUUAGAGGGGCACCAGCUUAUGCCACUCACAAGCUGCACACUUGCCACUGCCUCCUUCCCCUUACAGGAACACAGCCAAGCUGGCUGAAUCUAUCCUGGUUCUGCAACAUCAAAGUACCUGCAGCCCUCAGUGCUCCUGAUCCUGGAAAUAGUACAGAGGGAAACUGCAAAUGGAUUUGGAUUACUUACUAGUGAUAAGCAAAGGCUACCUGCUUUGCUUGUACAACUAAGAUAUCUUUUAUGAUAUCUUAUUUCAAAUCAAUAAAAAGUAUUUGGCAUAGCCAAAGCAUAAUUCAUUUAGGAACCUGCCACAAGUUUGACACGAAUAUUCCUUCUCUCUCAGAAGGGUACCACAAUGGCCAUGAUUUUGCUGCAUUUCUGAAAGCUCCUAAAAUUCCCUGAUGUUAUUCCUUUCCUCUGCUAUCUUGCAUCUUGGAGACUUGCAAGCAUUUUUAGGACAGCUAUGUUUCUCCUCCGUGUCCUUUUCCUGUGUUAUCUGGCAUACUCUGUUUCACCCCAUCACUUCCUACAUGAUUGUAAAUCCGAGAGCACUUGCAAAGCAUCAGGAUUCAGUGCUGCAUUCUUUGCCCUGAGCGCACCAAUUGCAGCACGAGGCACAGAGCCACCUGUUACAGACUGUGCUGGGAUCCCUGCAGUUAAUUUGCAGCUGUUGAGAAGAGAGGCUGGAGGAUUUCAGUUUAGAUACAACUUGAGGCCAAGGAUGGAGAGAAACAUAUGAAUCAGAAAUAGGGUUUGUUGAGGCAGAAUGGAAGAUUCCAGCUUGUGCAGAAAGUUCACUCACCCUGUCUUACAAAAUCAAAGCUUUGCCAGCUACAUCUGACAGAACUGACACCAGAUCCCUUUUGGGUCAGUGGGUUUUUUUAAUUUUUUGAAGGUUUUUUCUUCAAUUCAAAAGGCCACCACCAAUCAGCAUGCAAUCAAACUACACCUAAGAGUCUGUGUAUUAAUCUCUGAAAAUAAUCAGCAUUUUCACAUUAAUUGUUACAUUUAUCAGCAUUUGUAGGAAAUACACAAAGUUAUAGAUGAAAUCCUGAUGCUGGAUGUUCUAGGAGAAACCUUUUUCCUCUCACAUCCACCUCCACCUUUCACUAUUUGUCUUGACUCCAGUCUUCCUGACUUUACCUGCCACAUUCUGCUCUCUUCAUGCAGCCAGGACUCACCAGGGACAUUAUGAAGAGCAUGGGGGGGAGGAGGAGAAGCAGGUCAGUGUGGUCACUCUGCAGAAGUGAGUGCGUGAUGAGCCUCACUGCAUGGAUGACAGGUAAGAUUCCCUAAUUUGAUGUCGCCAAACACCAUUCAGGCUCAUUUAUUUGCACUUCCUGAGGAGAAACUGUGGAUUAACUUUAGAAGCUGUACCUGAAUAUUGAAUGAAUUAUAGCUAUCUUGAGCCACAGACAGAUGCCAUUGCUUUUUUUGAAGUAGCACAGGCAGGCAGUGUUCAUCUUUUGUCCCUCCUUAUUUAGACAGCUGCAGCUGGGCUCAGAGUGAUCUGUUCCAUAUGAGAGCAUGUUCCUGGUUUUUUGAAAAUGAUCAGUUUGAACUUGAUGGAUUUAGCCCUUAUUUUACUACGGUGUUUUUAUCUCAACAGGUGAGUUACAAAUUGAUUCCUAAGAAACUAAGUACUGUUUCACAGUGCUCAAAAGCAAGGAGCUAAAGUGAGGUUAACAAAAUGCAGGGCAGAUCGUCUCCUGUUAGAUGGGUUUUGUCAGGCUGCAAGGCACCCUCUUCAUUUUGGCUAUGCUGUGUGGGGAAGGGAGCAGUGCUUUGCUGACAUGGUCCAAAAGAAUCUCAGGAUGAGUUUGAGUUACAGGCAGCUCACUUGUGGAAGGUUAAUUUUGCAAAGUAGUCUGAUCUACCAAGAAUGAUAAAACUUUUGUUUUCCCCAUUCCUGAGUCCUGGCUUGAUUCUGUUACAGAGCAGGCUCCUAGUGGCUGCUUUCCUGGCCUCUUAACUUCUCCAAGUCUAGAAAUUUGAAUGGCCUCACCAUUGUCAAUGCUUUCCAUGGGGACUGAUCUUCUGCAUCUUGUUUCCAUCCCACCACUUAUGUCUAGAGAGACAUAAAAUAAUUACUGCAAGGAGGAGAUAUUUUUUAAUAUUCUGAAUCUGACUUUUAUGCAAGUCCUCAAAUCUAUAAAGUACCUAGCUUAUAAUUUUAACAGUGCUGCUGAAGGGAUUUUCGCACAUUAACCAGCAGUGCCUCACCAUUAGAUUUCUUCAGCUUCUGUAGAUUUUUUCAUAAUGUCUACUUCCAGAGUUUGAGACUACAUAGAGUCUAUGCUGAAAUAUCACCUAACACAUUACAUCUCUGAAAAACAAAGCUAAGUUAAAUAAUGCAAGUAUUGUAGUGUAUAUGAGCUCCCAAAAGUGAAUCAGUCUUACUGUAGCAAAACCCUUCUACAAUUUAUAAUGCUUUUCUUUUUGAAAUACUUUUCUGGGGGAAUUUUGAAUAAAAGACAGAUAUAAUCCCUUAAGAUCAUGACUGCUGUGAUGUAAAGCCUCUGGGUAGGCUAUUGUUCCUUAUUUUGUGUCUGCUUUCCUUAAGGAUAUUACCUCAGGAAGGCUCCCUUGGGUUUUUGUUGACAGACCAGGAUAGCUUGAUUAGUACCCUUGGAGGUGAUUCUGUAGGUAUUUACCUUUGCUUGGGGAAGAACUGCUACCAAAUUUACCAAGAAGCAGGGAGGCAGCUGGAGGCAUGGCUGGUUUUGCAGGCAGGUCUGUUAAAACCUCAAAUUGCUUCUCUUUGCCCAGUAAAAGGAUCACAAAACUGGUUCCUGGAACUUCUGCAUCUGAAAAACAUUCUAUAUCCCUGUAGCAUUCUCCAUCUGCCACUCUCCUCCCAGGUUUGGUGAAUCUUCUUAAGGACUGAAUAAUUCUCUAGACCACCAAGGCUGCAGCACAUUGGUGAGAGUAUUAAAUGUGACUCCUGGAGGAACCAGUCUGAUUUUUUUAACAGAGUGUGGGAGACAUAAAGCUAUCUUUUAAUGGGGUUAACAUUUCUCCUGCAACCAAAAAGUGCAGAUACCUGUGUUCUGUGUCUUUAUUGUUAUUCAUCAUAAAAGAUCAUCAAGUUCUGGAUGCAGAACUUAAGGAGUGCCUUUGACAACAUUUGGAGGACUACCACACUCAUCACAGGGACCAACAUUCAGUCAAAAACAAAGGUUUUCAGGAUGGUUAGCUCCUUGUCCCUAAACUUAGGAAGUCAGAGGUGUAUUUGCAGCAAAUCUGUGACAGAGAUGACCUAUGUCCAUAAAAACAGUCCAUGAUGCCAAAUGUGGUCUUCAAAAGGGAGGCUGAUUUCGCGCCUAACAAAAUAUCAAGUACAUUGUUGCAAGAGUAACAGUGUGGGUGUGUACACACUGAAGUUACCUGGCUCACACCUGACUUUUAAUAAAUAUAUUUUUCCUAAAGCUACUAUUCCACCUGAGUCUGCUUCCUCCCAAGCUAGCCCACCACCAGCAGUGCUUAUCUAAGGGGAUGGCCAGAGAGGAAAGAGACAGUAGAGGCAACCCGAGGCUGUGACUGCAGCCAAUUGUCUCUCCCUGGGGUAUUUAUAAGCUGCAUACUGGCGGGCAGGGGUGGGCAGUUGGCACCAUGACCUUGGGCGCUGGGGAGCCUGACUAGAAUUCCUGGGAGCCACGUGAGCUGGAGUGGCAGGAGCAGCUGCAGCCAAUGGGGAGGAGACCAGCACUGCUGUUCAGAUUGAGUUUCACUCCUGUGGCUUGAGAUUUUUCUCUUUCUCUCCCUGUCUUGCUUUUCCUCUUUGUUUACGGGAUUGGACCGACAAAUGCACUGAUGGAGCCCUAGCAAGCAAGAUGUUUGCCUAGUGGAUUUGGGAUUCUGCCUUCAGUGCUGAGCAACCACUUCUUGCCAUUGCCUACCACAGCUCCAGCCCCCUGACAUGGCUGGGCUCUUACGGCUCUGGGCCCUCUGAGCACACAACCCGCCCUCUUCUAGUGGGGCAUUUUACGUUGUGUUCUCUUGUAAGCACGUCCUUUUUGCUAUCCUUAGAGGUUAGUGCAUGAGGCUUUUUAAUCCAUGGGAGAUGGGCCAGGACCAGACAAAGCAACAGAUAGAGAAAGGACUCCAUCUUUACCAGUCUAACCAGACUGAAAAGGCCCUGCGAGUCUGGAUGAGGGUUUUGGAGAAGUCUGCGGAUCCUGCUGGCAGGUUUCGGGUUUUGGGUUGCCUCAUCACUGCUCAUGCAGAGAUGGGCAGAUACAAAGACAUGCUGAAGUUUGCAGUGGUCCAGAUUGACACAGCACGGGAGCUGGAAGACCCAGAUUUCCUUACAGAGAGCUACCUAAACCUGGCUCGCAGCAAUGAGAAACUCUGUGAAUUCCAGAAGACAAUCUCUUACUGUAAAACAUGUCUGAACAUGCAGGGUACCACUGUGAGCAUGCAGCUGAAUGGCCAGGUGAGCCUCAGCAUGGGCAAUGCCUUCUUGGGCCUCAGCAUUUUCCAGAAGGCUUUGGAGUGCUUUGAGAAAGCUUUACGCUAUGCGCACAACAACGAUGACAAGAUGCUGGAGUGUCGAGUCUGCUGCAGCCUCGGGAACUUCUACACCCAGAUAAAGGACUAUGAGAAAGCCUUGUUUUUCCCAUGUAAAGCUGCUGAACUGGUGAAUGACUACGGGAAGGGCUGGAGCCUGAAGUACCGUGCCAUGAGCCAGUACCACAUGGCCGUGGCCUAUCGGAAGCUGGGGCGCCUGGCAGACGCCAUGGAUUGCUGUGAGGAGUCCAUGAAGAUUGCCCUGCAGCAUGGUGACCGGCCGCUGCAAGCACUGUGUCUGCUCUGCUUUGCAGAUAUCCAUCGCAGUCGCAGGGACGUGCAGACAGCCUUCCCUCGGUAUGAUUCUUCCAUGAGCAUCAUGACAGAGAUUGGAAACCGCCUGGGCCUGAUCCAGGUGCUGCUAGGAGUGACUAAGUGCUGGAUGAUUCAAAAGGAGCUGGACAAGGCUCUGGAGAGCAUUGAAAAGGCACAGGAGCUGGCAGAGGGACUAGGCAACAAGCUCGGCCUGCUGAAGCUCCACUGCCUGUGUGAAAGGAUCUAUCGCACAAAGGAGCAGCAGCAAGAAUUGCGUGACCAUGUAGUGAAGUUCCAUGAAUGUGUGGAGGAGAUGGAGCUGUACUGUGGCAUGUGUGGAGAGUCCAUUGGGGAGAAGAACAACCAGCUCCAGGCACUACCUUGCUCCCACUUCUUCCACUUGAAGUGCCUGCAGACCAACGGGACCCGCGGCUGCCCCAACUGCCGCCGCUUGUCGGUGAAGCCCGGCUACGUCUGAGCGCCCCGGGCUCGGCCAGGGGCUGACGGAGCCGCUCCCGGGCCCCCUCGGGCUGUGCCCGGCGGGGGCGUCCUCGGCCUCCCCUGCGCGGGACCCGCAGCCCCGCUCCCUUCCCCCUGGCUGCUGUGUACGGGCACUGCUGUAAUAAAGGCUUUCUCCGGGAGACCGCCCCGUCUGCCUCCAGCGCUCCGGGCUCCGCUCGCCC